GAGACCGAGAGAGAGUGUGCGAGGAGGAAGAAAGGAAAGAAAAUCAUGUGGGAGGACUGACUAAGAAUGAAGCGUCGAUCGUGGGGGAGGGGAGACGAAGUUCAGAGAAGGGAGCGAGAGAAAAGAGAGAGCGGAAAAUGGUUUUGAGAAAUGGGUGCGGCGUCAUGGAGGGAGUGGAGGAGCGGCAGCCGGAGAAUGGCGGGGGCGGCGCUGCUGCUGCGAGCAGCGGGGGUGGCGUGUACGUGAAGGUGAUGACGGACGAGCAGAUGGAGCUGCUAAGACGGCAAAUCUCCGUCUACGCCACCAUAUGCGAGCAGCUUGUGGAGAUGCACAAGGCCAUCACUGCCCAACAGGAUUCCAUUGCCGGAAUAAGGCUCGGAAAUAUGUAUUGUGAUCCACUGAUGGGUGGUGGCCAUAAGAUCACCACAAGGCAGCGUUGGACACCAAGUCAGAUGCAGCUUCAAAUGCUUGAGAAUAUCUUUGAACAGGGAAAUGGAACACCAAGCAAGCAAAAAAUAAAAGAGAUAACCUCUGAACUGAUGCAACAUGGACCAAUUUCUGAGACCAACGUUUACAAUUGGUUCCAGAACAGGCGGGCACGGUCAAAGAGAAAACAACAAGUAGGUGCACCAAAUAACGUGGAAUCGGCAGCAGAGACAGAAGUGGAAUCACCAAAGGAAAAGAAAGCAAAAGUGGAGAACAUUCAUUCUCAUGACAAGCCGACUCUUCAUGUGGAUGACAUGAGCUACCACGGUCAAGAAGUCAGCUCAAAUAUUUAUUCACUGGAUCCUCAGUCCAGUAAAAUGCAGCACACGCAGUCAAGUGACAGCCUGAAGUCAUCCGGAAGUCUGAGUCCUUUCUCCUUCUUUGAGAACAUGCUGGCAAAUCCAAGGAUUGAGCAUCUUAUGGGGAAGAUGGAGAGCCAAGACUUUAGCCCAUUCCACACAAACGAUGGAUUUGAUGUGAUUGGGUGAUGUUAGUCACCUAAUCAAUUCUUUUGCCUUCAUAUAACUUUGCUUUUGCCUAACAGUUGAUAGAGCAGAUGGCUUUGAGAUAUUGGUAUACAUACAUGUCAGAGAACAUAGAUCAGCAUGAGUAUGACAGUUGGUAUAUAGUGCAUCCUGAUAGAGAUUGCUGGAUUUUGUAUCCAGUAGCAGCUAAUCCUCCAGUUGGGUGUUUUUUGUUCUUUGAUCAUUGUCUGCCUCCUUCGGUCGAUGUAAAGUUGAAUUUAGCCGAGUGGAUGACUUGUGUGCACUGUAACUUGGACGUCUGAUAGUGUGCUGUGGUAUCGGCCCUACAGAAUCCUUAAUUUGGUAGAAUUACUUGACUUUAUUUUGAUCAUUCUACUGCUGCCAUUCUGUUUAAUUGGGCUUGAGUUAACAUUAUUUCCA
Messenger RNA from Nymphaea colorata (pocket water lily), 1391 nucleotides. Its product is annotated as WUSCHEL-related homeobox 8-like. NCBI's taxonomy places the organism in Eukaryota, Viridiplantae, Streptophyta, Magnoliopsida, Nymphaeales, Nymphaeaceae. The record is from RefSeq and is a predicted model, not a curated record. Bases 138 to 974 code for a protein of 278 amino acids. Gene Ontology annotation, molecular function: DNA-binding transcription factor activity; DNA binding. The transcript has 3 exons.